This is a messenger RNA of Seriola aureovittata, 4934 nucleotides long. RefSeq names its product DDHD domain containing 2 (gene ddhd2). The record is from RefSeq and is a predicted model, not a curated record. Gene Ontology annotation, molecular function: triacylglycerol lipase activity; metal ion binding; protein binding. NCBI's taxonomy places the organism in Eukaryota, Metazoa, Chordata, Actinopteri, Carangiformes, Carangidae. The transcript has 20 exons. Gene Ontology annotation, cellular component: COPII-coated ER to Golgi transport vesicle. The coding region runs from base 413 to 2830 and encodes 805 amino acids.
AUUGAAAAUGGACGCUGUGUUCACGUGUCUCGCCCUCUAAUAUUCACACGUUGAAAGCUCAGGCAUCACAGCUAACUCCCUUCGUAGAAUUGUAUUUAUUCAAAACAUUUUAUUUGACGGUUAAUGUGGCCAUUUGUGAACGUUAAUCUCCCAAUCGUCACAUUUCCGAGAAAACCCGAACCGCGCAGCGUUUGACAGGAGGCUGUCCUUGGCUAGCCGAGCUAUCCAAAGCGAGCUAAACAACGAAAACAAAUCCUCUGCGUAAACAAAUCAUCUGCAUGUAUGUGAAGUUGUCGCCUCCUGUUUGCUCUCGUUCAGUGUGCAGCUGGGUUGUUGCAGGUCCUGUGUUUGUGUGCCCUCCCCUUGCCCCCCCUCAGGUCAGAGCUGAGGGUUGGGGUCUGGUCUUGGGCUAAUGUCAUUCAGUCCCGGUGAGGAGGGGGGUCUAUCUCAGGCUGCCCCUAACGUCAACACAGAAGACUUGUUUGACAACCCCACUCAGACUGUGGCUACAGGGAAAACACCUGAGGAUCAGGUGUUGCCUGUGGUGGAUGAGGCCUCUCCUUCUUCCACAUCCUCCUUUGAGAUGCUUGACAUGGAGUCGGUCCCAGCUCCUUACCAAGAAGUGCAGCCUCACUGGUUCUUCUGUCGACGGGCCGAUGACAGCACCUCCUGGCUUCCUUUCAGCAUAGAAGACUCUGAGAAACUAGAAAGGGCCUUCGACACUGGAGGAGACAAGGAGGAGGAGGUGGUGGUAGCCGUGGAUGGAGAGCGGUAUGACGUACAUGUCAAAGAGAGGAAGCGCUACGCUGUGUACUGGGAGCAAGGUCCCACUGAAGUCCGUCGCUGUACCUGGUUCUACAAAGGCGAUAAAGACACCAGGUUCAUGCCUUACCCUGAGGACUUCAGCCAAAGUCUGGAGGAGGCUUAUAUGAUAGCAGUCACCUUGGACGAAUGGAAGAGGAAACUGGAGUUUCCCACUGGAGAGACUGUUAUCUUACACAAUCCCAAACUGAUAAUGCAGUAUCAGCCAAUAGGAUUGCAGGAUGAGUGGGUGUCUUCCCCCUCAGAGCAGACCCGACCUCGAACAGUAAAGAGGGGAGUGGACAACAUCUCUGUGGAAAUACUUGAUGGUGAACCAGAAAAGGUGGACCACCUUGUCUUUAUGGUGCAUGGCAUCGGCCCUGCGUGUGACUUGCGCUUCAGAUCCAUCAUACAGUGUGUAAAUGACUUCAGGAGUGCUUCCCUGUCCCUCCUGGCUUCUCAUUAUAAACGUGCUCAGCAGGAUGGCCAGGUGGGCAGAGUUGAGUUCCUCCCAGUCAACUGGCACAGCGCUCUACAUGGGGAUGCCACUGGUGUGGAUGAGGACAUCCAGAGGAUCACUCUUCCCAGCAUCAGCAGGCUGAGACAUUUCACCAAUGACACUCUGCUGGACCUGUUUUUUUAUAACAGCCCUACCUACUGCCAGACCAUAGUGGACACAGUGGCCUCAGAGAUCAACAGGCUGCACUCCCUCUUUAAACAGAGACACCCAGAAUUCAACGGGGCAGUUUCAGUAGUCGGCCAUAGCCUGGGUUCACUGAUCCUAUUUGACCUGCUAACCAAUCAGAGGACUGGAUCAGAAGCCAGAGAGGGGGUACCUUCUGGUGAGCCGUGUCGUCUGAAUGGUGACACACUGGAGCAGACUCUGACCAGACUGGGCCUGCAGCAAUACCUGGAUACACUGCAGGCAGAAAACCUUGACCUAGAAUCACUGGCUCUUUGCCAUGACAGUGAUCUCAAAGUUUUAGGAAUCCCUCUUGGACCUCGGAAGAAGAUCCUGAACUACAUCAAGAGGAAAUGGCUUCCAGCGGAUUGUAAGACAGGGACAGUGUGUCUGGCACCAGGGUUGCAAGUUCAAACCCAAACGACCAGUGAUCAUGACGGUGACCAAUCUUCGGGACUGACGGCGCAGCAGUACCAGUUCCAUAGGGAGCAAUCUGUCACCAGUGCUGUAGACUAUGAAUACUUCGACGUGGGCAUUGGACAGACCAAUGGAGGCAUAGCCAAGGGACAGGUAUCCAUUGAUUACCCACAGCUGGCAUUCCACCCUCAGACGUUUUUUGCAUUUGGCUCUCCCAUUGGAAUGUUUCUGACUGUUCGUGGGCUCAAGCGCAUCGAUCCAAACUACACCUUCCCAACCUGCAAGAGUUUUUACAACAUCUACCACCCGUAUGACCCUGUGGCCUAUCGGAUAGAGCCCAUGAUUAUUUCAGAGGUAGAUCUGGAGCCUAUGCUAAUCCCUCAUCAUAAAGGCCGCAAGAGGAUGCACCUGGAACUAAAGGACAGCUUGACCCGUAUGAGCAUGGAUUUGAAGAACAAUGUAUUGGGAUCACUAAGGACGGCGUGGCAGUCUUUUUCCAGGCUACCUGUUGCUGCACUGCCCCCGGUGGACGAAGGAGAAAGUACAAUAGAGAGAAACCUUCAAGAGACACAGGCCUCAGCGGCAGUCACUGCUUCUGCUAAGAGAGACGAGAAAAGUGCUGAUUUUUGGACUAAAAUACUGGAGUGGCCCAGGGCCCUUCAUAAGUAUUACUUCCAAGUAGUGAGUGAGGAGGCAGAGUCCUCUGUGUCAACAGAGGAGAGAGAGCAGCCAGAGAUUAAAGUGGGGAUGUUGAAUGGAGGACGAAGGAUCGACUACGUACUUCAGGAAAAACCCAUUGAGAGCUUUAACGAAUACCUGUUUGCUAUCCAGUCUCAUCUGUGUUACUGGGAAUCUGAGGAUACUGCUCUCCUGCUGCUGAAGGAGAUCUAUGAUAAGCUGGGUGUGGCCUUUGAACAGCCACAACAGUAAUAAAAGUUUUACGAAUGUAAACUUGCUAACAUGACAGUAACCUGAAAGUAUGAAAAUGAAAGACAGCUUGACUGAGCUAGAGGCUCCACAAUCCUCUUCCAGAAUGCCUUACCGUCUGGGUGUUACCUGCCUGCCCUGCCCUCUCCUCCUCCCAACAGUUGAGACUGUUUGGCUGCAGUCAGGUGAUCUUGUUUCAGAUAAUUUGUGGUAGUCAUAGCUUCUUGGUUUCGUUUGAACUCCCACUACCGGACUGGGUUUGGUGUGUGAAAGUUGUUUCAAAUCCACCCAAACAUUACUGUCAUGCUCCUGAUGGCACUUUUUUUUUUUUUUUAUUUGAGUCAUUUUUUAUUUAAUUUUACUUUGCACUUUCACUUGCCAACAAUUAUUGACAUAUCAUGCUUAAAGCUGCAGCUGAAUAAUAUUGAAAAAAAAUAAUCAUGUGAACCAGUGGACACACACAAUAAUUGUUCAAGUAAGAAGAACACAUUAAGUUACGUAACGGGUCUAGUGUUCAUCAAAUUGGUUUGUAUUUCAAACUGGGAUUCAUUCUCAGCUGGCAUAUCUAUGUACUGUAGUUCACAAAAAAUAUAUUUAAAUAUCCCAGACUAUAAUUAAAAUAGUAGAUUAUAAUCUAUAGAAUUUGAUAUAUUUCUCAGACCUAUGUACAGCCUCCAAAACUCAGAAAUGUAGAACUAUAAUUAUAAUUAACUAUAAUCCCUAUUAUGUGUGUCCACUCUCUUGGCAUCUCUCUUGACCAAGGAAUCUCUCCCAUAGCAUAACAUUAGACCUCCUCCUUACAAAUAACCUGAUUAGGAAAAUGAAGGUUGAUAUUCUGUCUGUUACAAGUUUCCUGGCAGCUCCUUUUUCAGUCUUAUACUGACUGUAAAUGAAAAGUGAAGUUCAUCUUUCUUUCUAACCACAUUUUUUAUUUCAUUUGAAUGAUUUAUUUCAGUUUGAUCAUAUCUACACAUGUUUUGGAAAGAAGUAAUCCUAAUGAAGUAUCAUGUCAGAAAUGAAGUACAGAAAUGCAGGUGCUUCAAAGGAUAAGAUGGUUGUCUUCUCAUGGUGUGUGUGUUUGUGUGUGUGAGUACAGCAUGUUAUAGCAUUGUGGGAAUUGCACAGAAAGGCCAGUUCCACCUUUUCUCCUCUAGGUCUGUUCCACUCCUCCUUUAUCAUUCUCUUCUUUCUGCUCUGUUAUAGAUGACUCAAAUGAUAUCUUGCUGUAAACCAAUACCACCUUUGUAUUCUUGAUCUUCAGAUAUAGUUAAUUCCAAGACAGACUGGGAUCUGAAUAACUUUUGCAAAAUCUAAGGGCCAAAUCAUACAUGAUCCCAUCAUUUGUUCCUUUGUAUGAAGGUAUUGUGUAAUCAUAAUUUCUAUCUGUAUUGCAUGCACUUUUUUAAGUCAGAGCAGAGUUUCUCAACAUUUCCUGGUGGUGACUGAAUUAACGUUCCAAUAUUUACAUAAUUCUUACAGAUGCAGCAAUAACAGUUGUAACAUUGAAAUCACAUGAAUUUGAUUUAAAGAGCAUGAUAAAUAGAUUAUAUAUAAAUUGUGUGAUUCUGAAGCUAAUCAUAUUUAUUUUAUGUAAAAUAUAUUUUAAAAAUAUCAGUAUAUCAUUGUUAGAAAUAUCUCAGAUCUGCAUCUGCAAAUCAAGCAACAUGAGGUCCAAACAACAAAGUUGAGAAACUCUCUCUGUUAGAGUGAUUUAACUUUCUCAAUGACUCAUAUCUUAUGCACUGUCAGGGCAUCACAGCCCCACCACCAAAGCUCUGAAUCACCUGUAUCUCAGCUCUCUGGGUGUAACAUCCGCACAAUUAACGAAUUAACCGAAUGGGGUUGUUCAUUUUUCAUUCUUUAGAAAUGCACUGAACACUAAAUUCCCAUGUUGGAGUGAUUUCCUUGAACCUCACCAUUGUCUCUGUUUCUGGAAAUAUAAGUAAUUAAACAGUAAAGACUCUGGCUCUUCCUCUUUACCAUAACUACUGUUUUGGCAUUUGAUACUAAUAUGUUGAUACCAAAAACAAAUGUUUUCCUUUCUGAAUACAUACCCUAUGAAUAUGGCUACAUGUUGUGUGUGCCAUAAUAAAGCAUUUCAAAGGUC